CUUUCUUUUCUGGUCUGUCUCUCUCUAACUUUUUCUGCCUGCCUGCCUGCCUGCCUGCCUGCCUCGCCCUCAUCUGCCACGGUGGCUUUCCUUCUCUUCCCCAAAACAGAGUCUUGUAGCGCACAUUGUGUAGGUAUCCGUACGAGUACAUGUUGUGGUCCACACCACGAACACGAGAUCUUACUAUUCUUCACCCGGCGAUCGCUCGUUGCACCUGGUGCCGAUGCUUCGAGCAAGAACGAACGCAGCCUCAUAUUCUGCAUCAAGUCGUUUGAUCAAGCAGGUCGACAAGCCAUCCUCCGCGAGCAGCUCAAGAAGUAA
This is a messenger RNA of Colletotrichum lupini, 321 nucleotides long. RefSeq lists its product as uncharacterized. The annotation marks the transcript as partial. The record is from RefSeq and is a predicted model, not a curated record. Lineage: Eukaryota; Fungi; Ascomycota; Sordariomycetes; Glomerellales; Glomerellaceae. The transcript is spliced from 2 exons.